Molecule: messenger RNA, 246 nt
Organism: Anisakis simplex (herring worm)
Lineage: Eukaryota; Metazoa; Nematoda; Chromadorea; Rhabditida; Anisakidae
Source: the annotation of a GenBank genome assembly
AUGGCCUCGCAGAACGAAUCCAUGCAAUGUAUAACUUUGACUUCUGGCGUCAUGUUUGAUCCUUCAAUGCCCUUCACAGAUCCAACGUUAAGAAUUGUUUUUUGGCGUCCGGAAUGUCCGGAAGGCACGGUCGGCGUGCGUGAGCCGAUUAUCUCAACCUCAUUCUCAAAUGCGCUUCGCAAAUCCAUCUUUGCGAAUUGUCUUUUACUGUCCGGAAUGUCCGGAAGCUGCGAUCGGCGUAUAUGA